This is a messenger RNA of Sitophilus oryzae (rice weevil), 1197 nucleotides long. RefSeq lists its product as uncharacterized. Gene Ontology annotation, molecular function: oxidoreductase activity. NCBI's taxonomy places the organism in Eukaryota, Metazoa, Arthropoda, Insecta, Coleoptera, Curculionidae. The coding region runs from base 190 to 1197 and encodes 335 amino acids. The transcript has 6 exons. The record is from RefSeq and is a predicted model, not a curated record.
UGUAUAUAGAGAUUUAAUAAGUUUUAUCCUGUUUUAUGUUAGCUUGGUUAUUAGCAAACGCUAUUAAUCUUUAGAUGAGCGAAGGUUAAUCCUAGGUUUUCUGUUAUGUAGUUUUCUACUCUAUGCUUCUAAACUAAAGGUGACUGAAAUUGUUAUUAUGGAAGUAUAAAUAAAUUAAGAGUAAUAAAUAUGGACGAAGUUGAAGAAAAAGCUAAACUCUACGUUGAAAAUCUACUAACAGAAGGAGCAGAAACAUCUUGCGACGAUUGUACAAAAUCUUGUAAAGAGCACGAAGACUUACCUUCAUAUUAUGAUGAGGAAUUAUUUAAAAAAGGACAAUCCUUCUAUCACAAGCACAUAUUUUCGUUUAUGGGUGCCAAAUUUAUGGGACUACUUACAGUACUGGCCAUACCAACCAUUGUAAAAAUUUUAAUACAUACAAGGAUGUCGGGAAGUGAUUUGACUGCAUACAAGAGAUACAUUGCCACAAUAUUUCACAUGACCGUGUGGUAUGAGGCUGAUUUUAAACCAGGAUCAAAAUUAUGGAAAUCUAUAGCCCAAGUCAAGGGCUUACAUAACUCGGCUAGUAACAACAGUUGUAAGGCUGGAAUCAACAGAAUAUCGCAAAAAGACAUGGCUCUAACUCAGUUUGGUUUCAUGGGCUAUCAACUAACGAGAGAAAAACAUUUUGGAAUACACAACUCAACAGAGGAAGAGUGGAGGGCUUAUAUUCAUUUGUGGAGGGUCAUAGGACAUUUGUUAGGCAUAGAAGAUAGAUUUAAUUUGUGUACGGGGACGGUUCAAGAAGUACAGGCAAAAUGCGAGAAAUUAAUCGAAAAAGUAUUCCUACCGUGUGUCAAAAGAAAGGACGCAGAAUUUACAGAAAUGUCACGCUAUCUGGUCAAUGGUUUAUGGGUGUUUAGUCCCAUACUGAACUUCAACGUUGCUUAUUGUUCUUUAGUUAUGAUGCUACAGGACAGGUUUGACCCGAAAAAUUUCGAGGAAUAUCACAAACUAACGCGAUGGGAGACAUUCCUGUUUUACUUAACAGGUUUUGUGUUUUUCAGUUUAAAAUGGACAAUAUCUAGGUGGUACCACAAUCACACUCUCGGUACAGAGAUUUGUGGCUUAUUAAGGAACUUUCCGUUUUGGCCUAUUACAAAUUCGGAUUCAAAAAUUCUCAUGUUUACAUUUUGA